AUGACAGGAUAUUUUAAAGGCCGACUUAUGAAGAUAAAACGAUCAAUGGUGAUGGCCAAAAGAUUUGCAACAGAUAACGCCACGCUGGUCCCAGAUAUUGAGACACUGAUCUUGCAUAUCAUAUUUGCGCUUCCCACUUCCCGGCCGCCCAGGAUCUGGGACGAUUUCACGAUCCAUGUUGGGAAGAAUGAACAACAGACUAUUAUAUCACUUACAGCUAAGUUGGUAACAAAAUAUGUGGUUGGAGUUUUCGUGUGGUUCAUGAAGAUGUUAUAUAUGAUAACUCCGACAUUGCCAAAAAUACCAAGUAAAAGACAUACACAACUCGUAAUAAUGACUCCAAUGAUAAACCUUGAAGAUGGGUAG
This is a messenger RNA of Paramuricea clavata, 366 nucleotides long. The record is from the annotation of a GenBank genome assembly. Lineage: Eukaryota; Metazoa; Cnidaria; Anthozoa; Malacalcyonacea; Plexauridae.